GCAGCCUCCUACUUCCUGGCUGGCGCCACCAUGACUGGCGGCACCAUCACGGUGGAGGGGUGCGGCAGCGAGAGCCUGCAGGGCGACGUGCGGUUUGCCGAGGUGAUGGGGCUCAUGGGAGCCACGGUGGAGUGGCAGCCCUACUCCAUCACCAUCACAGGCCCGCCCCGCGGCCAGCUCAAAGCCAUUGACCACAAUUGCAACGACAUCCCCGAUGCCGCCAUGACGGCGGCGGUGGCGGCGCUGCUGGCCGACGGCGCCACCGCCAUCCGGGACGUGUACAACUGGCGGGUGAAGGAGACGGAGCGCAUGAAGGCCAUCGUGGCGGAGCUGACCAAGCUGGGGGCGAGCGUGGAGGAGGGGCACGACUACUGCGUCAUCACGCCGCCCAAGGAGGUGAAGCCCGGGGUGGCGAUCGAGACGUAUGACGACCACCGCAUGGCCAUGGCCUUCUCCCUGGUGGCCGCGUGCGGCGUGCCCGUCACCAUCCUGGACCCCGGCUGCACCCGCAAGACCUUCCCCACCUACUUCCGGGUCUUUGAGACGGUGGCCAAGCACUGAGGCGUGCGGCGCGCCGCGGCGCGGGCCCGCGCAGGCCGCCCAGCUGCGGGGCGGGCGGCGGGCUGUGGCCAUGCACUGGCCCCUGCGGCAUGCCAUGCGGCGGGCCCUGCCCGCGCGCUGAGCGCUAAGGCCUAGGGAGGACAGCGCAGCGUAGCACGGCGCGUCCACCGCGUGCAGCGCAAGGUGCUUGUUCCACCAGCCGGCCUUUUUGUUUUCCCUCCCAGCGAGAGCCUCCCCAGUUCAGUUGCCGGCAGCGCCGAGCGCCCUCUCCCAUUCUUGCGCUCCUUUUGCUCCCCCGUGCGCUUCCUUCCAGCAAGGAGUGAUGAACAAUACUUCCUUUAGGCCAUAGCCGCUUACAUGUCGGUCCCCUGACCCCCCCUCACUUCCUUUCAUUCGUUUUGCAAUGCACGUGCUGCUAGCUGUGACCGCAAUUGCAUC
Messenger RNA from Chlorella variabilis, 999 nucleotides. RefSeq lists its product as hypothetical. Gene Ontology annotation, molecular function: 3-phosphoshikimate 1-carboxyvinyltransferase activity. NCBI's taxonomy places the organism in Eukaryota, Viridiplantae, Chlorophyta, Trebouxiophyceae, Chlorellales, Chlorellaceae. The record is from RefSeq and is a predicted model, not a curated record. Gene Ontology annotation, biological process: chorismate biosynthetic process. Bases 31 to 561 code for a protein of 176 amino acids. The transcript has 4 exons.